GAAGAAGAAAAGCUAAAAGGGUUGAGAAGUUGAUUGAGGCUGGACAUGCAGGAGUUGGUUAGCAGCGAGCUAUUUUAAACCGAAAAACAACAAUACAGCUAAAACUGAACUGUUCACUGGUGUCUGAAGACUCGUUUAGAUGGUGUGAGUUGAUGAUUUUAUGUUUAUUUUAUAAAUAGUUUUGGCUCUCGUCUCGGCUGACGAAUGUCGUCUGCCUUGAUUCGCUACCGUUUGCUAGCUGGCUGUUAGCUAUCACAAGUUAGCUAACUAGCUAUGUGGUUUAUAUCUCAACUUUUUUCAAAGCAUCAACUAACGCCAAUUUAGCACAAGUAGGCAGCUGAAAACGACUAAAUGUCAUGAUCUGAGUGGAUGUGACACUAGCUACGCUAACUAGCGUAAGUUAACAAUAGUUUCCAUUCCUCUUGAUGCUAACUAUCACACUUGCUAAUGACUGCGUGUUUGUGAAAACAUAUAGCUACCUAGCUUGCAAGCUAGCUAGCAUUAGCAGAUAGACUGCUAGCUAGCUUGUCGUGCUAUAGACGUAGGUACAACUUUGUAAGUUAAAAACGUUACCUAUCUAGCUAGCUAACUAAUGUUAGGUAUUUAACUAGCUGGCUACUAGUUAGUUACUGUAGUAGGCAUUUGUUGCGUAAUGUUAUCUAGUUAACGUUAGCUUGCUAGCAUGAUCCUAGCUAGACCGAAGAGGGCUACCAUAAUCUGUGUACUUGUUUGCGCAGUCAAUCGGAUGGCUAUUCCUUUCACCAACACACACAACGUUGUUACUGCUCUGGCAAAUGACUUAGCAAAUCAUCGAGCUCCCUGCCAUCCGGGACCAUACCAGGCGGUGUCAGAGGAAGGCCCAAACAUUUUUCUGACCCCAGCCUCCCAAGCCAUAGAUGGUUCUUUCUGCUACCUCACGGCAAGCGGUACCAGUGCACCAAAUCUGGAACUAACAGGACCCGAACAGCUUCUACCCCCAAGUCAUAAGACUGCUAAACAAGACUGCUAAAUAGCUAGUCAAAUGGCUACCCGGACUGCCUGCAUUUACCUUUUUUUGCACAAACAAUUUUUUACCUACUCUAUGCACACAUACUGGACUCUACCCACACACUCUCACAUACUGACACCCCAACUCACACACACUACAUAUGCCCGCACACAUGCAUACUGACGUCUCAUGCACACACUUUCACACUCACCACAUACGCUGCUGCUACUGUCUUAUCUAUGCUGUUGCGUAGUCACUUUACCCCUACCUAUAUGUACAUAGCUACCUCAAUUACCUCGUACCCCUGCACAUCGACUUUGUACUGGUACUCCCAUGUUAUUUUUUUUACUAAUUAUUGUUAUUCACUGUGUAUUUAUCCCUCCUGUCACUAUUUUUUGUAUCUUUAACUGCAUUGUUGGAAAAUGAGCCGUAAGUAAGCAUUUCACUGUUAGUCAACACACGUUGUUUACGAAGCAUGUGGUCCUCUGUAGCUCAAUUGGUAGAGCAUGGCGCUUGUAACGCCAGGGUAGUGGGUUCGAUCCCUGGGACCACCCAUACGUAAAAAUAUAUGCGCACAUGACUGUAAGUCGCUUUGGAUAAAAGCGUCUGCUAAAUGGCAUUAUUAUUAUUAUAUGUGACAACUAUAAUUUGAUUUUUUUUUUAAUAAUAAUGCGCCUUUCAACCAACCAAAGCAGUUUGUGGUUAUGAGAUACAGGCUUUGAAUUCAACCUAGCUAUAGCAAAGAUGAUCUAUUAUGUCGUGAAGAUGGUCGAGUGACCGCUCUAACAAUGGAAAUGCAUGUCCUGAAAGGUGGAAGGGAGGCGAGAUCAGGUGGGACCAUUCUAGCCAAUGAGUGGGCAGAUGUGUGUGAACAACAGGCACAACUCUGAUAUAAGUACAUUUGUUCCGUUGCCGAAUUGCCAUGUGCAUUCACUUAUAUCAGUGCAUUCUUAACAACCUAACCAUUACGAAACUUCUAUUCAAUCAAAUAAGCCUCACGUAGCAAAUGAGCAAUUCCCAUUUUUGUUGACUUAAUUCGACACUCAUUGACCUCCAUACAAAAAUUCCUCACUUUGUGGUUUUAUUUUCGUGGACUGAUUUUUGGUUUAGUAAAUCCUGUUGCUUUGCCUCUUUCUCUCUGGCUCUAGUCCAUGUCUGACCAUGUUUUUUUUCAUCAGUAUUCAUAUUCCACCUAUGUGUGGCAUUUUGAAAGAUUUCAGAAUCAAAUGGAACAUGGAUGAAGCAGCAUUGCCCAUUUAUUCUUAUUAGACUUGGCUUUACUUGAUAUAUUGGAAGCUGUGGUGUGCCUAGACGCUUUUGCCAGUAAUUUCUCUUGAAAUGGGUUCAUGAGGCAGGGCGUGAUGAUGGAUGUAUUCACUUCUUGGUGGGUGUGUGUGCAGGUGGUGAUGGCAGAGCGUCGUGUGGAGUGCUCAUGGAAGAGGCACGUCGCAGAGCAACUGAAGCAGAGGGACCGUGUGCAGCGGCAGGCCUUCGAGGAGAUCAUCCACCAAUGUUAGAGGCCCAUACCAUGUCUCAGUGCUCAAGAUGCUAUUGAUUGACUGACUGGUUUUUGGUUCUGCUGCCUGUGCAGUUAUCCCAGAAAGUAUUUUAAAGGACCUGUUUGUGUUUUUCUCAGAUAACCGUCUCUUGGAGAAGUCCGAUCUACAGGCUGUUCUUUCAGAGAGAUAUCAGUCGGACAAAUAUGACUUUCAGAACAGACAUGACAGCAGGUAGGCCUCCUGACGAUUUGACCUCUGAACUCGUGUGUGUGUUGCGAAGUCAAGCUGCUACCUGCUUAUACCUAUCCUCUCCAAUCCUUUCAGAUCUACUCGAGUGCCUAGGGAAUAGAGGUUAAUUUAGAGGUGGGCAUUGGUGUUAUAAGAAGCGUUGUUGUUUGCAUUAGAGGGGAUGGCGGUCCAGAAAUCCCUUUCUUGUGAGGAAGUCUAAACAGGAUCCUUGGGAGAUCCAACUCUAACGUCACCCCAUUGAAGUUAAAACGGUUAAGGUUAGGGUAGGGAUUUCCCAAGGAUCCCAGAUAGCAAUAACCUUGCUUGUGACCUUGUGAAACCAUCUGUGUUUGGUUCCUCAGCCCGGGGGUGGACUCAAGUCGCAGCGACAACCUACAGCAGGAGAUGGCCAAGAUGCGAAUCAGGCACCAGGAGGAGCUGACAGAGCUUCAUAAGAAACGGGGCGAGGUUAGCCUUUAUUGUGCCGUCCUGGCCAAACCUUCCUCUGGAGAACUACACUGUAGGCUUUCGCUCCAACCCUAAACUAGCACAGCUGAUUCAGCUAAUUGAGGUUCUGGGGAGCAGCUAAUUAGUAGAAUUGGGUGUGCUAGGUUAGGUUUGGGGUGUAAUCUGGAGGGUAGCUCUCCAGUAUGAGGGUUGGUCACCACUUGGCUGUGUCUGAAAAUGUUACUAGCUGUCAAAUCCUUACUUCUUAAUUUCCUCUCAAAACGAACUGGGCCCGGUUUCAGAGGCAAAAAUAGAAUAAGUUUAAAUGAACAAACCACUUUAUACACUGAACAAAAAUAUAAACGCAAUUUGCAACAAUUUCAAAGAUUUUACUGAGUUACAGUUCAUAUAAGGAAAUCAGUCAAUUGAAAUAAAUUAAUUAGGCCCUUAUCUAUGGAUUUCAUAUGACUGGGAAUACAGAUACCUUAAAAAAAAAAAGGAGCGUGGAUCAGAAAACCAGUCCAUAUCUGGUGUGACCACCAUUUGCUUCAUGCAGUGCGACACAUCUCCUUAGCAUAGAGUUGAUCAUGCUGUUUAUUGUGGAAUGUUGUCCCACUCCUCUUCGAAGGCUGUGCGAAGUUGCUGGAUAUUGUCGGGAACUGGAACACGCUGGCGUACACGUUUAUCCAGAGCAUCCCAAACAUGCUCAAUGGGUGACAUGUCAGGUGAGUAUGCAGGCCAUGGAAGAACUGGGACAUUUUCAGCUUCCAGGAAUUGUGUACAGAUCCUUGCGACAUGGGGCUGUGCAUUAUCAUGCUGAAACAUGAGGUGAUGGCGGCGGAUGAAUGGCACGACAAUGGGCCUCAGGAUCUCGUCAUGGUAUCUGUGUGCAUUCAAAUUGCCAUCGAUAAAAUGCAAUUGUGUUCGUUGUCUGUAGCUUAUGCCUGCCCAUACCAUAACCCCACUGCCACCAUGGGGCACUCUGUUCACAACAUUGACAUCAGCAAACCGCUUGCCCACACGACGCCAUCUGCCCAGUAUAGUUGAAACCAGGAUUCAUCCAUGAAGAGCACAUUUCUCCAGUGUGCCAGCGACGGUGAGCAUUUGCCCACUGAUGUUGGUUACGACACCGAACUGCAGUCAGGUCAAGACCCUGGUGAGGACGACGAUCAUCCAGAUCUUACCUGAGACUGUUUCUGACAGUUGGUGCUGAAAUUAUUUCUUUGUGCAAACCCACAGUUUCAUCAGCUGUCUGGGUGGCUGGUCUCAGACAAUCCUGCAGGUGAAGAAGCCAGAUGUGGAGGUCAUGGGCAGGCAUGGUUACACGUGGUCUGCGGUUGUGAGGCCAGUUGGACAUACUGCCAAAUUCUCUAAAAUGACGUUGGACGCGGCUUAUGGUAGAGAAAUUAACAUUCAAUUCUCUGGCAAAAGCUCUGGUGGACAUUCCUGCAGACAGCAUGCCAAUUGCAUGCUCCCUCAAAACUUGAGACAUCUGUGGCAUUGUGUUGUGACCAAACUGCACAUUUUAGUGGCUUAUUUUCCCAGCACAAGGCGCGCCUAUGUAAUGAUCAUGCUGUUUAAUCAGCUUCUUGACAAGCCACACCUGUCAUGCAAUGAUCCCUCAAAUUUUCAGCACUGACCAAAUUUCAGGUCUGCUGAGUACAAACUUGAACGUUGUGAAUAUUCUAUGCAACUUCCAGCGCACGUUUACUGUGAACAGUGAAGCUGUACCCAUUUUAAGUUGGACAAGCAGGCUACUGUGGCUAUUUGAUCAUAAUGUAGGCUUACCAGAGUGGCCUACCAUUAAAAACAAUACUGUUGGUUAGCUACUUAAUUGGAUCCAAAUAUCUAUCUUAAAAUGUCUGUGACUAGGUCAGUUGGAGCAAGGUCUGGACUUAAGACCCUGACUCUCCAUUUGUUUGUUUAUCCUCUGGUUUGUUUGUAACCAACUUGCCCUCAGUUGUGGAUGUUUUGACUGAAUGUCUUUCUCUUCUCUCUCGCUCUGCUUUCAUGUAGCUGGCCCAGAGUGUGAUUGAGCUGAACCACCAGAUUCAGCAGAAGGACAAGGAGAUUCAACGCAAUGAGGCCAAGUGAGUCUACUCUCUACCUGUUAUGAGUCUCUCUGUCAUUGAUGGACCUUUCUGUACGUUCUAACACUCCAGCUAUUUGCUAUAUUGUUACCUACUGAUGUCAUUCCCUCAUUUCCAUGAACCAGAGGUAUGAUUUCUUCCUGAUAAAUGAGGGAUUUCUGACCAUCCUAUAUACACUGAACAAAAAUAUAAAUGCAACAUGUAAAGUGUUGGUCCCAUGUUUCAUGAGCUGAAAUAAAAGAUCCCAGAAAUCUUCCAUAUGCACAAAAAGCUUAUUUCUCUCUUUUAGUGCACACAUUUGUUUAUGUCCCUGUUAGUGAGCAUGUAUCCUUUGCCAAGAUAAUCCAUCCACCUGACAGGUGUGGCAUAUCAAGAAGCGGAUUAAACUGCAUAAUUAUUACACAGGGGCACCUUGUGCUGGUGACAAUAAAAGGCCACUCUAAAAUGUGCAGUUUUGUAACACAAUGCCACAGAUGUCUGAAGUUUUAAGGGAGCGUGCGAUCGCCAUGCUGACUGCAGGAAUGUCCACCAGAGCUGUUGCCAGAGAAUUGAAUGUUCAUUUAUCUACCAUAAGCCGCCUCAACGUCAUUUUUGAGAAACCGGCCUCACAACCUCAGACCACGUGUAUGGCAUCGUAUGGGCGAGCGGUUUGCUGAUGUCAACGUUGUGAACAGAGUGCCCCAUGGUGGGGUUAUGGUUUGGGCAGGCAUAAGCUACGGACAACAAACGCAAUUGCAUUUUAUAGAUGGCCAUUUCAAUGCACAGAGAUACCGUGACGAGAUCCUGAGGCCCAUUGUCGUGCCAUUCAUCCGCCGCCAUCACCUCAUGUUUCAUCACGAUAAUGCACGGACCCAUGUUGCAAGGAUCUGUACACCAUUCCUGGAAGCUGAAAAUGUCCCAGUUCUUCCAUGGCCUGCAUACUCACCAGACAUGUCACCCAUUGAGCAUGUUUGGGAUGCUCUGGAUCAGGAGUUCUUAAACUUCUUCAGCCUGGGACCCAAACUAGAAAAUCAGGAAAACAUGCAUUUAUACGUAAAUAUGGGUACAUUACAUUGCACUUAUGCUUAAAACAAAUGCAAUAUAGACAAAAACAAAUAACAAUGAAAUGAAAUACCCAAAUUAAAUUCUGGGAGUCCUCUCCCAGAAUUUUCUGGGGCAUCUAAAGCUAAUUUCCUGCAUUUUUACACAAUCCAAUAAGCCGUCUAUAUUUAGAACAAAAAGUAAGCAAAAAGACAGACAGUCAUCUAGCUAGGUAAGGUAAUUAUUAAAUAUUUUUAAGUGAUUAAUAAGACUGAACUAGAUCAAAGAUAUUUCAAUAAUAAAUAUUGUGUUGCACCUUUUAACAAAUGAACAACUCUUUUUAAAAAAUACGAAGACUUUUGAUUGUCUUUAUUAAGACAUCCUCUCUAUCAAAUUUCAGCCAGACCAACCAGCCAGCCCGAGCCGCCUGCACGCCCGACCCCCACCAUUCUAGUCAAUAACUCAACUCUCUCCCAACACAAUUUCCUUCCCAGUUCCCACCUUACAUUUUUUUAAUUCCCAAGGAAAAGUUUAGGAAACAACAACAAAGAACACAUACACCUCAAAUAUACAUUAACAGACAGAAACAGCAAAUCCUCCAUAUAAUUAAUCUCACAGGACUAAUAGUACUGUAGAGCUCUUUUUAUUUGCACACAAUAUUGCUGGGUUGCCCCGUCCUGUCCCUAGGGGUCCACCACCCUGCAGCGCCCCAACCCAACACACCCCACUCAGCUUUAGGAUAUUAGUGAAACAUUCAUUUAUUAGUUUUGCCAAGGCCAGAGUGACAACCCACAGGUCAGCAGACCCACAUGGCAAGGACUGAGCAGCCCAGCAGCUAGUGAUUGCUUAAAUAGGUAUCUCCGCUGACGUGGGCAUGUUUUCAAUAGACUCCUUUAGUCAUACUGUAUUCCAUAUAAGGCACCCAGACCUUAUGAAAGUUGCCCAGUAUACCCUUAAUCUGGUAAUAAAUCAAAUCUAGUGAUACAUAACUUGACAUUGUGGGAGGAUAACCAACCUUCCAAUUAAUGGCAAUGCAUUUCUUAGCCACUAUAAAUACUUGGUUACACAGUUUCUUCAGAUAACAGUCUCCAGUAUCAACAUUUCCAAGCAAACAAAAACAUGGAGAAGGGAGAAGCUAUAGACAUGCUGAGAUAAAAGAACAUACUCUUUGCCAGAAUUCAGCCAGCCUUCACAAGGCCAUAACAUAUGCAAAUGUGUCCCCUUUUGUGUUUUACAGCUCCAGCAGAGGAAUGACAUUUCUGAGUGCAUGUAAUUCAGUUUCACUGACAUGUAGUACUUUCUAUGGAUGGUCUUAAACUGCAGUAAUUUAUGUCUGAGAUGAUAUGAACAUGACUGGGCAUUCGAACAGAUCUGUAUCCAUUAAUCAUCAUCAAUAGCUUCUACCAGGUCUUCCUCACAUUUCUGUUUUAUAUGUUAACGAAAAAAACAACCUUGAUACCGUUUGGAAAUCAACUUUGGAGGCUUCUCAGAAUGCUUUAAAAUAGCAUAUGGCUUGUCCAGUGUUUGCUGCACGGAGAGAAUAAAGUGUUGUAUCUGAAAAAAUUAACCUCAGCUCCGUCAGACUGGUCUUCCCUGGCUGCCUGACCCUGCUGAGACCCCUGUCACCAUCUGAUCCUCCUAAAAUGAGGCAUGACAAAGAAUUACCUUGGUGUACAUUUAUACAUUAUAUUAUCAAAAAAUUGAAUAAAUGGUUCAAUAAUUGAAAUUACCAUGAUUCCCAGAUCCCAGACUGUAGCUUUAAGCUUAAGCUGCUGUCCUGUAGCUACUGUAGGUCUACCCAUCAAUUUAAGAUGGAACUUGGUAUCAUUCACUGAUAUUGUUAAUAUACUGCAAAAUUCACCUGAGCUCCGUAGACUGGUCUUCCCUGGCUGUCUGACCCUUCUGGGACCCUUGUCGCCAUCUGAUCCUGCUAAGACAUGAUGAGCAUAGUGUUGUGUACUGACUGCACUAGAGGGCUGCAUUCCCAUGGGUUGCCUGCGUGUCCCAACAGAGAUAAUUGCGGCGCCGUCUGCAUUUUUCAUGCUGCGGGUGGUCAGAUGACUUUGUGGUGAUAAAUAUUUUUGUUGUCUCACAGAUUAUUUGGUAACGGUCCUCUUUCUGCUUUGUAUGCGUUAGUCUACCUAUUGUAUUAAAAGCACAUAAUUUUUCACAUUCACACCCUCAAUUCGCUGCUUCAACUUCAGUAUCCUACCUCUCCUAGUUUGGCGUGAGAGUUCAAGUGCAGCUAGUAUGUGUGGUCUCAUUUUAAAUAGAGUAGGCUGAAUACAUGGUCGGAGAAUCACGUGGCAGUUAACUUAAAUAUGAUUAGACUGUAGUUUACUACAUUGUCUUUAAAUAAAUAGGCUAUUGAUAAUGGAAUGAAGUGGAGAGAGCUCAACCAACGUGGUUAGGCUGCUAUGUUAGGCUGCUAGGUUGCCUAUAGGGCACAAAAUUGCUGGGACCAUGGCUGGCAAGUGAGCUGCGUCACAUACGCCUAAAAUAACAUUGUGGGACUGCGAGUGGGUUUGGGACCAGUUCUUGCUGUAGCGGGUGGGAGUCGGACAGAAAGCCAGCGGGUGCGGGAGGAGUAUGUAUGGAAAGCUGCGGAUGGGAGCGGGAUUAAGAAUUUAGUCGCGCGCAGGCCUCUGCUGUGCACCAUGACAGUGAGGCCUGUAACGUUACAGCUGUGUCGUGACAAGACUUAACAUUAAUCUGAUGACUGUUAUUUCUCUAACUAUGUUUAAUUGUUACCCGAUUUUUAAAUUAAUCAUGUAACAAUUAACUCAUGAUUUGGGGCAACAUGGAAUAAAUUGUUCAUAGAGUUACCAUCUCCCGAAUGAAACUCUAAAGGUCUUUACCUAUCACAUCCAUAAUACAGUCAACGUAUUAAUUCAUAACCUCUUAUCAUAUCAUUCUGAACGGCCGUAACCUUAUUCGAUCCGCAAAAAUCAGCUUUACUUAUGAUUCAGUACUACACAAAUUGGUUUAAUCAUUUAUUUACUAGUUAACUAAAUAAUAACACAGAAUUAACAUACACACUUAAUACAUGAGAAAAAGUCCCUAGCAGAAUAGCAGCAACAUGACUGCUUGUCUACCAAAAGAGGGAGGGGUGGAAAGAGAAAGAGACCCUUAUCGUUGAUACAUUUGGAAACCACUCAAAGUAAUCAUAGUACUUUGUGCAUGAGCCACCGCCCGUUUGGAGUAAGAAAUCAUAUAAUAAUAAUAAUAAUAUAUAUAUAUAUAUAUAUAAUAUAAAAUCAUGAAUGUAUUUACGUGUGGAUACCUUUGUUCGUCGUCUAUCUCUGUUGAACCCAAGCCCUCUUGGAAAGUGGUUUUUGGCUGGGUCUUCGCUCAGCUCACUUGUAAGGCUCUGAUUGUCCACAGGAGGUCACAAUGUCCUUCUUCUUAGUUGUAGUGGAGUGAGAACAGCUACUUGGCUGUACCAGUGAUUGUCUGAGAGGGGAGUUCUUCUCUCCACCUCAUGUGGUUAAUCAGAGUUUGAACCACUUUACACGCACAGCUGGAGCCUGGCAAUGUCCGGGUCUAGUCUGGGAGGUGAUCUUCACCUCGUGUUGAGAUUCAACAUUCCAACCAUUUUCAGACACGUAGCGACCGCCUCACGUCUUUCUGGUCUGUUAAUUUCGUUACCAAUGCUUUUUAUGCACUCUGGCCGAAUGGGCGCUCCGUCAUGCUGACGCUCUCUGAGCUCCCUCGGGGCGUGGCUAGUUACUUGUGCAAAGCUUAUAUGAAAAACUAUCAUUAGAAAACUAAAAUCACAUUCCUAUCUUAAAAAUACUUUAAUUUUUAAUAUUAUAUACACAACGUAUUGGGGAUAUACUUUCCAAGUUACAGUAUUUUCUUGAUACCAUUCUUAAUGACAUCACAAAAUAAUAAACAAUAUGACAUGAUUAUUCUUUAGAUCCCCAUUGACCAUUCCCCACGUUCUUAUGUUAUAAAUAUUGUUCCAGUAUUCAUAAUUUGAACAUUAAAGUGUUGGGUGGGACAAAGUCUCUGGAGACAAAGGACAUUCCUCUAGCCAAUACUAGAGGGUACAGAGUCCUCUCCUGCUUAAAUUUACGACCGGUUGUGAAGUGUCAACCGGCCCAGUGCCCUCCUCCCCUCUUCUGUGGAUGAGAGGGUCUGGUUAUUGUCAACCAUUGCCAAGGUGAUCUGAGCCAUUGCAUCCUCACACAGGACAGUCAUGACAGCUGUUUAUUACUGUGUCAGUGUGAAAAGUAGGGAAUUAGCUAGAUCAAUAACGUUACAUUGCCAUACUGACUAAUAACUCACAUUGCACUGAAAAAACAGAAUAUUAAUCUUCAAUCGUUUGGCUGAUGGUUUCAUCGUUUGAUUCAGGUCGAGUGUGAUUGAGGCAAAAACAAUAGUUAACGUUAGCCAACUUUUGGCCAGCUCUCUCUAACGGUACAUCAACUGGCGAAGAGCUGACCUGGCUAUUGUAGCUACUAGCUAGUGUAGCUAAUUCAUUCACCUCAGUUGAGAGGGGAGGAAAUAUUAGCGAACAUUACAUGUUAGUUACAAUACUAGCUCAGCACUGUGAAUAAACACUCGUUUUUUUUCUGUUAACUUAAACAGCAGUUACCUUGCCAGCUACAUCAGUCAACUAAAGAGUAGCCAGUUUCUGCUCUGCUUGCUUUUACAACUCGGUGAAAGAGCGCAACACAUUCACACUGAACUAUGCUCAACUCUCCUGUGCUGGUCCAGCCAGCCUUCCAGAAGCUUUGCCUUCUCACAGCCUGUCAGCCCACUCUGUGGCGUCCGCGUGGUCCUAAAUCCAGCCGGCUGAACACUCCAAACAGCCUACCUACCCGACCGCUCGUGGCCGUCCGCAUGGUCCCAAAGCACACUGUUGCUGCUUUUUGUAUCACAUUGCUAUGAUCAAACUGGGGGGGGACAAAAAUGCAAUUUCAGAAUGUAGGUGGGGGGGUGGGGGACAUGUCCGUCCGCCCCCCCCGUCCCCAGUGAAAGUUGUGCCCCUGCCUGAAGCAUUCUGCCCUGUUCUGAGAAAAGUCCCUGGGUUUACCGUCAUGCUGUGGAUGUUUGGUCAGGACGUGGUGUUUUUAAUUUGUUCAUUUUGAGAGACUCAUUACUAAGCACUUCCCUGCACAAAACACAUUGUGGGCGGCGCUCCUCCUUAUUUCUCAACGUUUGUAUGAAACCAAGAGCGAGAAACUCAUCGCUGUAUUUGCGUUUCAAAACGAUUGCGUUCUGUCAGAACUUCUGGCUAGCUUGAGUCAAUUCGUUGACAGCGGAGAGUGAUGGCGAGUGGGAAUGACAAGUCAGUGGCUGACAGCGCAUCAUCUGCUGCUGAACGACAGCGCUGCAGCGUGUGGGUCGCGGAGUGAUCUUCAAGAAAAUUGCUGAAAAAAAAGAUCACCAAGCACAUCUCCCUCCCACUCGCGCAGCUGCCAAACUGAGCAUUGAAGAGUGGGACAUUCCACAGGCCACAAUCAACAGCCUAAUCAACUCUAUGCAUAGGCGAUGUCGCGCUGCAUGAGGCAAAUGGUGGUCACACCAGAUACUGACUGGUUUUCUGAUCCAAGCCCUUACCUUAUUUUCAAGGUAUCUGUGACCAACGGAUGCAUAUCUGUAUUCCCAGUCAUGUGAAAUCCAUAGAUUAGGGCCUAAUGAAUUAAUUUAAAUUAACUGAUUUACUUGUAUGAACUGUAACUCAGUAAAAUCUUUAAGUUGUUUUUUAUGUUUUUUUCAUUACAUUGAUCCACAUUGCAACUGACCCCUUCCAAAUCGGCGUUCCUCCUUUUCCCCCUGACAUCAAUUAAUUUUUCUGCCAGGAUGCAGGAGUACCAGCGGCAGAUUGCCGAGCUGGAGGGCGAGUGCCGGGAGCUGCGUGGUCAGCUGCAGGACCUGGAGCAGGCCAACCAGACGCUGAAGGAUGAGUACGACGCCCUUCAGAUCACCUUCGGUGCCCUGGAGGAGAAGCUGCGGCGCACCACCGAUGACAACCAGGAGCUGGUGUCGCGCUGGAUGGCCGAGAAAUCCCAAGAGGCCAACAAGCUCAACGCGGAAAACGAGAAAGAUUGCAAGUGAGUAGGGUUGACCCGAUACCGGGUAUCACGAUACCAGGAAGUAUCAUGGCAAGGAAACAAAACAUGAAGCAUAUUCUAUUUCUUGAGGAAAACAGCCUUAUGUUGUCACUGAGUCACAUUUUAUUUAUUCCAAGCUUUAGCAUAUUUUACAUAAAGCAAACCUACAAGUGAGCGAGAAGCUCGACUAAGCUCUAGUUGUAUCAUAUCUUAGUGUGAUGAGGGCGUAUGGAGCAACUGGGUGGCUGGCUUGGAGCCGGGAAGGCUUGGAGACCCAGUUGUGGCUCAAUGAUCUAUCUUCUAGGUGCCCCCAAGUGGCCUGCAUGCAAUUUCAUAUAAUUUCAGUACUUUUUGUAUUUUAAUCAUGUAGCAGACGCUCUUAUCAGGAGCAACUAGCAAUCAAUGGAUUCAACUAAAGUAGGCAAAACGACCACAUGUCACCUUCAUUUUAAGGAAAACCUUCUAAAUAAGUGUUAGGUUGUGUAAUCCAGUAAUGGGUCCAUUUUAUGUAGUUGUUGUUUUUUUGCUUUUCGUUCCAGGCGCAGACAAGCCAAGCUUCAGAAGGAGCUCGCAGACGCUGCAAAGGAGCCCCUGCCCAUGGACCCGUGAGUACUAUUUACCGUAGAACCACAGAAGACUGCUCUGAGCAGAGGGAUCUACUACGAAGCAGGAUAGAGUUAGUGAGCUAAAUUGGUCAAUUCCGAGCUCAACUUGGGAUAACCGUUGACACAAAGGAGGCUGUCCUUUUAGUCAGGUACAUUUCUAAUGCAACGAAUGCUUCAGCUUGAACCUUUUCCGGGGCAGGCUAACUCCACUUGAUCCUGAAUGAUGUGUUUGAGCUGCGAGUUGAGGACCAAUCGAAUCAGAUUCCCUUACUGUCGCAAAGCGUCUUCAUCAUGCCCUUCAUUCUCCGUAUAAUAUUUGAGAAGCCGACUGCUUAAAUAUUGUAUUAAUCAAAUGUUAUUUAGUGUAAAAUUGUAAUAUUUAAAUGUAUAUCACACUACACAGUUAUGACGAGGACACAAAGGAUGAAGGAAAUUCAAUUGAGACUCACCCCUAGGGUUGAUGUUUGACUUUUCUGGUCUCCUUUCCUCAGGGACGACGACAUCGAGGUUCUAGCUGAGGAUUCUGGGAAAGGCACUGGAGAGGCCUCUCCCAACCGGCCGCUCAGCCGCACCCCCAGGUGGGAGUGUGACUCAAACAUGUUCUUAGGGAAACCCUGGCCCCUAUAGCCAGUCCUACACACUUGAUGUAGAUAUGUAAGAAUUUGAUAGAUCUAAACAAUAUAGAAGUAGCUCUACCUUGCCCUAUGAAAGGCUUGGGCAACAUCUUCACCAAUCGGCAUAUUGUUUAUACCAGACCUGGGUUCAAAUGAUUUGUUCUUUAAAUACCUAUUUUCUGUGUAUUUGAGUAUUUUCAAAUAACGUGGUCAAAUCCACUACUUCUAUUGGUAAUUGAACAUAUUUUCAAAUGAACUUACUAUAAAAAGCCUACUAUUUAAAAAUAAUCAAAUGCGUUAUUUCAAGUACCAUACAGACCUGGGUUCAAAUGCAUGGGAGUAUUUAUUUUUUGUAUUUCCAAAUACAUUCCGAUAUUCAACUACUUGUAUAAAAAAGAUAUAUAAUCCAAAUACUUACUUCCAAAUGUCUUUUAAAGUAAUUGAAAUACCCUAAAUAUUAUUUCAACCCAGGUCUGGUUUAUACUCAAUAUAUCAAAUAUUUUCAAAUCUACACAAGUGCCUAGAAAGUUGGGGCUACGGAUGUUUCUGGACCUGGCAGUGUAUUGUUUGGUUGAGGUGUUGUGUUGCAUAUGAAAUAACCCUCCUCUCUGUGUUCCUCUCUCGUAGUAAACGUAUCUCCGGACAGCCUCCUCAAAGCGGCCUGUUGGACUCAAUCUCCAACAUAUUUGGGUGCGUUUGCUUGGUUCUCAGUGUGGCGAGACUGUUGUCUUCCACUCUAUGGGUGUAUGUCUGGUCGUCUGUCCUGGGUUGUGUUCAUAAGGCACCAAACGGAAGAGAACCGACUGAAACUAGGAUGGACUACAAGGGGUGUAUUCACUACGUACCAAGUGGAAGCAAACGGGCCGGAACUGAAUCUGCCCCCCCAAAAAAUAGCUGUUUUCAUUGCAUAAAGUCUUGCUACGGUGUGCGUAAAUGAAUACACCCCUGGAAAGGGGCAUUUUCGUUUUAUGUUGCAUUACAUUUUCAAACAUUUUUCCCUGAUGUUACCGUGGUUCCCAUGUGGAUCCUCUCUGGGCGGGUGUGUCCAUCCUGUUGAUGAUGGCUUCUCUCUGUCUGUCCGUCUGCAGCGUGUCUGAGUCUGUGGAGCCCGGACUCCUCCCUCCAGACUCCAGGUGAAACGUCACUGUGGUGUCUAUAGGGCUCACAGCUGUGUGCGCGCCUGUGUGUGUGGGCCGACGUGGGUGUGUGUGUGGGCCUGUGUGUAUGUGUGUUAGAGAGGAGGCAUCUUGAUGUAGCUACUAAAAAUAUGGCACUAUUACAUUUGGCUUCUCAGUGAGGGUUUUCACCUCCCUGUAAAUCAAUAUUCACUAUUACUAACAUAAUCAGACUCAAUAGAAUAAAAUAAGAGUAUAGUACAAAAAUAACGUAUCAGAAGAAAAAACGUCUAACAACAAUAACAAAAAGUUCAUUUGAGGGUUUUCACCUCCCAACCUAGUUCAUACAGCAGCCAUGUGGCCUUAAAGAGGAUUCCUGUAGAACUAACGAUGAAGGAAAUGAUCACUAAGAGCCAUUUGCCUUUAGAACAGAACUGUCCGAUUCUUACGAGAGCCUCCUACAGGGUUUGAGUAAAAGAGUAUUAGUGCCCCCUUAUUAGUUUCCCACGUGGGAUUUAUCUAGGGCCAAAUCUGGGAAUGACAGUGGCACUUAUCGACUGACCAUCAAAUCUUAAACUGAUGGAUUGAUUUUAAAAUGGGGUCUCGGACAUACCAAUUGCUUUGUUAGUAAUUCAAUGGCUUUUUUAUCAUAUUUCUGCAAGGAACUUAAAUAGUUUUUUGUGGAAGUUGUUCCAAAGCAAAUUCAUAAAUUCUGGAACUCACCUCUUGCUAAAUGUUUCCUUUUCUUUUUAUAUUGCUUGUGUUGAGUGAGCCUAAUUCCACCUAAUGUGAAUGGGGUCAUUUGUUUUGAUAAUUCCAAAGUGUUCCCUCUAGUAAGUCUACCUUUAUUAGUGUGCGAACAUCAAAUACUGACAUGCUUUUCAAAGCGCCUACGUCUUUGUGUGUGAUUUCCCCCGCUCCCCCCACCCUUAUACCGGUAUGUAAACAAGGCUGGAGACUUUAGGGUGUUCCAUAAAGCAGGAUCAUUAAGUUAGCCAGUGAACUUUGUUAAGCAGUAAAAUAUAUACAUAUUUUUUUAUUCAUUUAAAAAUAAACUUUAAUAUCGGUUGUUAGAUAUCAAGUCUUAUACCAUGGUAAUUUCACGUCUAUUUCUCUUUUCAGUUUGAGGCAGCAUUACGUUUGCUAGCAAAGAGCAGUGCCGUUAUUGGCUUACUGUAAAUAAGUGAAUUGUUUUGCUCCAUGAUGGUUAGCUUGCUAGCUAAAGUUGUUUACAGUUGGCAACCGCUCCUACACUGUUUAGCUACUGUGACACUUGGCUAUAGCGUAUUGGCUAUGGUAUGUAGCCUAGUUUGAUUGUUGAAGGAUUUCCUUUGUGGAUUUACUCCGAAACUACCCUGCAAGCAUUGCGUUUUCCUUUCCGUUAGCGUAAAAUGAAAAGUGAGCCAGUUGUGAGUUGCUUCUGCAUGUCUCGUUGGUUAAAAGUGGGACCGUUUCAGCUAUGCUACGCUUGCGGUUUAGUUUGGCCGUUAGCGGCAACUGAUUUGGGAUCCUAGAAAUCCCUGGCUUCCAUUUGCUUCCUGACAAGAGUUCCCUGACUUCUUCUCACUUCCAUCGCUCUGCUCUCUGACCAUGCACUGGCUUCCCUGGGACCAUUGCAUGUUGUGCUAUGAGUUCUGUAAACAUAUGGUUGUAUUUCGACUUCCCUGAAUGUGUUUUCUUUUUGAUUGUCUGCACGUUUUGAGGUGAUUACUAGUUUGAGCGAGGCAAGGCGAGGCGCAGAAUUGCUAAUCUCAAUCACAUAAUGGGUCGUCAAGUCAUUUUGCGAUGUGAGGUGAAUUGUAAAUCAGCAAUUCUGCGAAGACCGACUGCAACGUAGUUGAUCUCAAACAUGCAUGGUGAUCUCUGACUGAAUUUAUUGAAAGCUCUCCUCUCUGUUGGCAGGCGUCGUCCUGGGAACUCGUACGGAACAUCACCCGAAAACACGGAGACCCCCUCCGGAGUGUGUGCCGAUGUCCGUGUUCCCUCCACGGCCCUCCACGUAUUUGUAAGUUUCUUCAUUUCAUUCUCCUACACACAGUGUUUUGAGAUCAGGCCAGCUCUCUCUCUCACACGUUUAGGUCAAUGAUGAGAUGUAAAAGGUCUGAUUGCCCAAGUCCUUUCCCAUUGUCCCCUCUGCUCCCAGCAGCCCCUGCUCUACUCCCAGCAUGCUCUAGUUGUGCAUCGUUGGCCGCAGGGGCUGCUGACAGAGAGGAUGACCUCACAUCCUGUGUCUCUAAGAGACCAAGGCGUCACAGUGAUGAUGGACAUCCAACAUGACUAAUCACCAAGGAGUAUCGGGGUGUGGGAUUGGGAUAGGUAGAUGAUCUCAAGUUUUCAAGCUGAGACCUAAACUUCAGAAAACGAUGCAGGAGAGAAAGAAAAAUACUUAAAUGGCUUUAAUGGGCUUUCAAUGGAGCUGUGCACCAAUUGAGAAAGUGUUUAUGAAAUGUGUUUGUGGUUUAAAAACAACCUCUGUAUCUUCAGUCACCGCCUGUAUUUACUGUGUUAACCUGAUUCGUAUUCAUUAGGCACCAAACAGAAGAAAUGUUGUCUGUCGCAAACCCCUUUGAAACGUUUUCAGUUGCGUGUGUGCCUGUAUCGACACAAUGACGUUGAAGAACUCUUUGGUCACCCACUGUGUGUGGCAUUUGUCUGUUCAGGACGCCCAUGACGGGGAGGUGAAUGCGGUGCGGUUCAGCCCAGGCUCCCGACUCCUGGCCACCGGAGGGAUGGAUCGCAGGGUCAAGCUGUGGGAGGUGGUCUCAGGUAUGUGACGUCUUUGUAUGAGUAAAGUGUGUGACUGUUGUAGGUCUGGAGGUCAGUGAUGAACUGUAAAAGGUCUGAUUGCCCAAGUCCUUUCCCAUUGUCCCCUCUGCUCCCAGCAGCCCCUGCUCUACUCCCAGCAUGCUCUAGUUGUGCAUCGUUGGCCACAGGGGCUGCUGACAGAGAGGAUGACCUCACAUCCUGUGUCUCUAAGAGACCAAGGCGUCACAGUGAUGAUGGACAUCCAACAUGACCAAUCACCAAGGAGUAUCGGGGUGUGGGAUUGGGAUAGGUAGAUGAUCUCAAGUUUUCAAGCUGAGACCUUCAUGAAAGGAGCAUGAUUAGAGCGCACCAAACGGGAGUAUGUCAAUUAGGGAUGUGACAAAAGGACCAUUUUGCUUAAUGUUUAAACUACAAUUUCUAUCAUAGUUUUUCCGUUAAAAUGAUAAGAAAAAUUCCAGGUCAAUUCACAAUGCAGAAUAAUGGUCCUAUUACUUGGGGCCUAUGUAUGACCGCUAGGGCCGGUGGAAUGAAGUUAUAUCUACCGCAGUCAUAUACCUUUGAAAGCGCCUCGGCUAUGGCAUGUUUACUUGUCUGUAAGGGUACACUACGACUUUUUAACACUAGAACCGCCUGGCCUUUCAGCCUAUAAGUACCCACUAGAGAAUGUUGAGAACAUUGUCAGCGUCUCCUUUAGCAUACGCAUCAGAUGCAUAUCAACCCGCAAGGUGCGCAAACAUAAGCACCAACGCUUGACAAAUAGUGCAGAAACAAUUGUAAAGGAUGAAUUGCAUGAAGAAAUAUUUGUGGAAAUAUAUCCAUGUAAAAAUAUAACAAUAGUUGGGUUUUUUUAGAUAGUCAAGGAUAUCUUUUGUAUAAUUCUGCAAAGUCCUAGUGAAAAACUUAGGCAUAUAGCCUAUUUACGACACCAUUUCCAGUCAAUGACUCAUCAACAUUCUGACAGGCUAAUAAAUAUGUUUCAAUUAUGCUAUCCGAAGAAUAAUCAUUUGGUUGUGUUUAUGAAGGUAACAUUAGAAUACAAUUAUUUUUUAUAUUUCAAAGAACAUAAUAGCAUUAGUUUGUUACUCUAGGACCUCGAAGCCAGUUCCACUGCAUUCUUUCAUUUCCCCCCUCUAAUCAGGGACUGAUUUAGACCUGGGACACCUGGUGUGUGCAAUUAAAUAUCAGGUAGAAUAGAAAACCUGUAGGCUCCAGACCUCGUAGGCUAGAAGUAAAAACGAAAAACCAUUAGUUCAAGAGUAAAAUCCAUCACAAAGAAAUCCAUUAUUUCGUUUUGGCAGGUCUAAAGAAACAUUGUGGAAAUAACAAUGUAUAAAAAAAAAAAUCAAAACAGAAUUAACAUAUUUUUACGUUUAUUAUGUUACUAGUCUUUGCUUAGUAGCCAGAGCAAUGCUGCUGCGCGAGUGGUGCUGAACGCAUUGAUAGCGUGCAUAUUCUUGGAAAAAGUGAUAUUUGGAAAUAGAGCUGAGCCUUUUGAAUUUUGUAUAAUUUGACAACAGUGUGUCAUAGAGCAUAUUCUGCAGUUUCUGAUAUUAUAUAGAAAUCUAAACGUUUUACCUGCAUUGAGUCUUUUUCUGAAGGAGGAUUUGAUAGUGAUACUCCUUUCCCUGCAUCUGUCAAUUCCAAGCUGCGCCCAUCUCUUCAUGUAUAAUUUGAUAACUGAUAAUAUUGUCACUCAUCAGACUAUUGUCAAUUUAAUCUGGUCUUUAGGCUAAUUCUUAUUAUGUGUGAAAUUAGUUUCGGUAUAGUUUAGGUGUAGUUUCGAUGGGCCGGCUGCGCAGACUGACAGACAUCAUUUGCUUCCCCUCACGCAUCAACUCGGAUAGAGUCAAGGAUAUGUUUUGCAAUAUUCUAAAGGCCUACUGCAAUACGUAGCAUGUUUUCGUUUCCCUUACAAUAAAUAUUUUUAUAAAACGGUACCAUAACUGCUUCUUUUUACAAAUUUAAAAUGUAAGAGCGAAUGAUAUCAACCCGUAAGGCGUGCGGUCAAAUAAUUUGCUAUAAACAUGAGUGCAAAUGCUGAUAAAUAAUUCCUUAUCAUCCAGUUAGGCCUAAUUUUAAAUUAAAUUGUGAAGUAAUGUGCACGAUUAUUGCCCAUUUAAUCCAUUUGCCAUUCAGUGAGGAGAGAGAGACACAUUAGCGCCUGGCUGGGUACCAACGUCCUACAGUGCAUUGUCUUUGUGGGUUAAGUUGUGAAUAGGUAUUAAAAAAAAUGGGUAGAAAGGCUCAAUACUUUUCUGUUUGUGAUUUCAAAAUUCUGAUAAAUGAGUAAUGUAACAUACAAACAUUUAGGCAAAGUCAGGGAAGGACAUUUUUUUGUUGUCGGUAGGAAUCGUCCUCUAGGAAUCGACUCCUAAGAUGAAAUAUUUUUGGAACGGAGGAGACUGAUUUUAGUUGCUGUACUUCUGAGAAUACAAACACUCCCGUCUUUCAUAGUGAGGGACGGAGAGAGAGAGGGAGGAGGGGCACAGUAUAGGCUGGUCGGCCACCAGGCAGACAGUCAGAACCCUGCACUAGGCCUAUCUAUCGGCAAUCGAAAGCUGUAUCUCGCAAUGGAAUGCUGUAUUUCGCAAUUUCUUGGCUUGCAAUGUCUCGCGACUUCAGUAAAGCAGGGCCUAUCAUCAAUGAAUAGGCUAGGAUAUUCUACACGAAACAGACCGAAGACAGAACACACUGGCAUCAUUAGAGAAGAGUAAGAGCAGGUGAGCCAGCUGCACUGUGAUUUUAAUGUUGUGGAGAAAAAAAGAAAAACAUGUUUUUCCAUUAGGGAUUUAUGUUAAGGAUCCCAAUUUUCAUUUAAACGUUCACACCCCUAAUGCCAAUGCCGAUUAUUCACCACAGCUGCAUAGAAUUGCCCUAUAGUUAUUGUAAUUUGAAAUGGUGGCAUGUGUUCAGUUGGUGUGUAUUUUAAUGUAUACUCUUGUUCUGUGUUGUAGCAGUCUAUCCUGGGACUUGUUCAUUAGUCGCCAAAAGAAAAUGGACUGAAGCGGGGAGGGACUACCUGCACUCGUCCAAUAAGAAUGCAAAUUUUAGUUUUUCGCCGCGUGCUACAAUUAACAUGGCCCUGACAUCACCCCCUUUCAAAUUGACUGCCAUUUAUUUGUCUCAAGAUUUGAGUAGAAUGGUCAGGGACUUCCUCAGGCACCGAUUGGGUAUGGUUCUGGGGUGUAUUCACUAGGAACCCAAAGGAAGCAAAUGGGUGGAAACGGCGAGAGACUAACCAGAACAUGUCCAAUAAGAGAAGCUUAUUUAUUUGCUAAAUGUUUUCCAUUGCAAAAAUGUUUGCUAUGGUGUGCACUAAUGAAUACCCGUUUUCUUCCUGUAUACAGGUCGCUGUGAGCCGAAGGGUGCUCUGACUGGCAGCAACGCCGGGAUCACCAGUAUAGAGUUUGACAGUGCUGUGAGUGUCAUCCUGACAAAUCUAAUAACCUGUCUAAAAUGGCACCCUAUAUCAUGGAUCAUCAACUAGAUUCAGCCGUGGGAUGUUUUUUUUCUUGAGCCAAUGGUCAGGGGGCCGGAAAAUAAUUACAAAUCAUUUGUAAAUUGCAAAUUCACCGCAAGAAGGCCAAACAGAUAGUAUUUAACUAAAACAUACGUUUGUAUAUGAUUACAUACACUACAUGACCAAAAGUAUGUGGACACCUGCUCGUCGAACAUCUCAUUCCGAAAUCAUGGGCAUUAAUAUGGAGUUGGUCCCCCCUUUGCUGCUAUAACAGCCUCCACUCUUCUGGGAAGGCUUUCCACUAGAUGUUGGAACAUUGCUGCGGGGACUUGCUUCUAUUCAGCCGCAAGAGCAUUAGUGAGGUCAGGCACUGAUGUUGGGCGAUUAGGCCUGGCUAGCAGUCGGCGUUCCAAUUCAUCCCAAAGGUGUACGAUGGGGUUGAGGUCAGGGCUCUGUGCAGACCAGUCAAGUUCAUCCACACCGAUCUCGACAAACCAUUUCUGUAUGGACCUCGUUUUGUAAAAGGAGGCAUUGUCAUGCUGAAACAGGAAAGGGCCUUUCCCAAACUGUUGCCACAAAGUUGGAAUCACAGAAUCGUCUAGAAUGUCAUUAUAUACUGUAGCGUUAAGAUUUCCCUUCACUGGAACUAAGGAGCCAAGUCCGAACCAUGAAAACAGCCCCAGACCAUUAUUCCUCCUCCACCAAACUUUAGUUGGCACUAUGUAUUCGGACAGUUGCGUUCUCCUGGCAUCCGCCAAACCCAGAUUCGUCCAUCGGACUGCCAGAUGGUGGAGUGUGAUUCAUCACUCCAGACAACGCGUUUCCACUGUUCAAGAGUCCGAUGGCAGCAAGAUUUACACCACUCCAGCCGACGCUUGGCAUUGUGCAUGGUGAACUUAGGCUAGUGUGCGGCUGCUCGGCCAUGGAAACCCUUUUCAUGAAGCUCAGACGAACAGUUAUUUUAAUGACGUUGCUUCCAGUUUUAGCACUCGGCAGUCCCAUUCUGUGAGCUUGUGUGGACUAACACUUUGCGGCUGAGCUGUUGUCGCUCCUAGACGUUUCCACUUCACAAUAACAGCACAUACAGUUGACCAGGGCACCUCUAGCAGUGCAGAAAUUUGACAAACUGACUUGUUGGAAAGAUGGCAUCCUAUGACGGUGCCACGUUGAAAGUCGCUGAGCUCUUCAGUAAGGCCAUUCUACUGCCACUGUUUGUCUAUGGAGAUUGCAUGGCUGUUUGCUUGAUUUUAUACACCUGUCAGCAAUUGGUGUGGCUGAAAUAGCUGAAUCCACUCAUUUGAAGGGGUGUCCACAUACUUUUGUAUAUACACUGCAUUCGGAAAGUAUUCAGACCCCUUGACUUUUUCCACAUUUUGUUACGUUACAGCCUUAUUCUAAAAUGUAUUAAAUUAUAUUUUUCCCUCAAUCUACACACAAUACCCCAUAAUGACAAAGUGGAAACAGGUUUUUUGCAAAUGUAUUAAAAAUAACAAAACAGAUCUUAUUUACGUAAGUAUUCAGACCCUUUGCUAUGAGACUCAAAAUUGAGCUCAGGUGUAUUCUGUUUCCAUUGAUCAUCCUUGAGAUAUUUCUACAACUUGAUUGGUUCCACCUGUGGUAUAUUCAAUUGAUUGGAAAGAUAUACACCUGUCUAUGUCAGGUCCCACAGUUGACAGUGCGUGUCAAAGCAAAAAGCAAGCCAUGAGGUCGACGGAAUUGUCCGUAGAGCUCCGAGACAGGAUUGUGUCGAGGCACAGGUCUGGGGAAGGGUACAAAAAAAAUGUCUGCAGCAUUGAAGGUCCCCAAGAACACAGUGGCCUCCAUCAUUCUUAAAUGGAAGAAGUUUGGAAACACCAAGACUCUUCCUUGAGCUUUACGCCCGGCCAAACUGAGCAGUCGGGAGAGAAGGUCCUUGGUCAGGUAGGUGACCAAGAACCCGAUGGUCACUCUGACAGACCUCCAGAGUUCCUCUGUGGUGAUGGGAGAACCUUCCAGAAGGAGAACCAUCUCUGCAGCACUACUAAUCAGGCCUUUAUGGUAUUUGUGGUCCUCUGUAGCUCAGCUGGUAGAGCACGGCGCUUGUAACGCCAAGGUAGUGGGUUCGAUCCCCGGGACCACCCAUACACAAAAAAAUGUAUGCAUGCAUGACUGUAAGUCGCUUUGGAUAAAAGCGUCUGCUAAAUGGCAUAUUAUAUUAUAUUUGCCAGAUGGAAUCCACUCUUCAGUGAAAGGCACAUGACAGCCCGCUUGGAGUUUGCCAAAAGGCACCUAAAGGACUCUCAAACCAUGAGAAACAAGAUCCUCUGGUCUGAUGAAACCAAGGUUGAACUCUUUGGCCUGAAUGCCAAGCAUCACGUCUGGAGGAAACCUGGCACCAUCCUUACGGUGAAGCGUGGUGGCAGCAUGCUGUGGGGAUGUUUUUCAGCGGCAGGGACUGGGAGACUAGUCAGGAUCAAGGGAAGCUGAACGGAGCAAAGUACAGAGAGAUCCUUGAUGAAAACCUGCUCCGGAGCGCUAUGGACCUCAGACUGGGGCGAAGGUUCACCUUCCAACAGGACAACGACCCUAAGCACACAGCCAAGACAACGCACAAGUGGCUUCGGGACAAGUCUCUGAAUGUCCUUAAGUGGCCCAGCCAGAGCCCAGACUUGAACCUGGUCGAACAUCUCUGGAGAGACCUGAAAAUAGUUGUGCAGCGACGCUCCCCAUUCAACCUGACAGAGCUUGAGAGGAUCUGCAGAGAAGAAUGGGAGAAACUCCCCAAAUACAGGUGUGCCAAGCUUGUACCAACAUACCCAAGAAGAGUUGAGGCUUUAAUUGCUGCCGAAGUUGCUUCAACAAAGUACUGAGUAAAGGGGCUGAUUACUUGUGUAAAUGAGAUUUUAUUUACAUGAGAUAUUGUGUAGAUUGAGUUUUUUUAUUUUUAUAAUGCUGUAACAUAACAAAAUGGGAAAACGUCAAUGGGUCUGAAUACUUUGCAAAUGCACAGUGUAUAUUUCACUAUUAAAUCCCUUGGUCAUGUCCAACAAUAAAGAAAAUAAACGGGACUCUUCCAUGUAAAGUAAAGCGGACUAUAUAGGAAAUGGGCUGCCAUUUCAGACAAACCCUAAUUUCCCCUGUUAAGGUCACAGGCAAUCUCUGCCUUCUGCUUUGCUACAUUUAAAAAACAUUUUAGUCAUUUAGCAGACGCUCUUAUCCAGAGCGACUUACAGUUAGUGAGUGCAUACAUUUUCAUACUCGAACCCACAACCCUGGCGUUGCAAGCGCCAUGCUCUACCAACUGAGCUACACAGAGCUACAUCUGCUGGAGAGGAUAAGUUCGUUAGAGUUACCACCCUCAGAAAUUGCAGGCCAAAUAAGUGCUUCACAGAGUUCAAGUAACAGACACAUCUCAACAUCAACUGCUCAGAGGAGACUGCGUGAAUCAGGUCUUCGUGGUCGAAUUGCUGCAAAAAAACACUACUAAAGGACACCAAUAAGAAGAAGAGACUUGCUUGGUCCAAGAAACACGAGCAAUGGAUGUUAGACCGGUGGAAAUCUGUCUGGAGUCCAAAUUUGAGAUGUUUGGUUCCAACCGCCGUGUCUUUCUGAGACUCAGAGUAGGUGAACGGAUGAUUUCCGCAUGUGUGAUUUCCGCAUGUGUGGUUCCCACCGUGAAGCAUGGAGGAGGAGAAGUGAUGGUGUGGGGGUGCUUUGCUGGUGACACUGUCUGUGAUUUAUUUAGAAUUCAAUGCACACUUAACCAGCAUGGCUACCACAGCAUUCUGCGGCGAUACACCAUCCCAUCUGGUUUGGGCUUAGUGGGACUACCAUUUGUUUUUCAACAGGACAAUGACCCAAAACACACCUCCAGGCUAUUUGACCAAGAAGGAGAGUGAUGGAGUGCUGCAUCAGAUGACCUGGCCUCCCACAAUCACCUGACCUCAACUCAAUUGAGAUGGUUUGGGAUGAGUUGGACUGCAGAGUGAAGGAAAAGCAGCCAACAAGUGCUCAGCAUACACGGGAACUCCUUCAAGACUGUUGGAAAAUCAUUCCUCAUGAAGCUGGUUGAGAGAAUGCCAAGAGUGUGCAAAGCUGUCAUCAAAGCAAAGGGUGGCUACUUUGAAAAUUGUAAAAUAUAUUUUGAUUUGUUUAAUACUUUCUUGGUUACUACAUGAUUCCAUAUGUGGUAUUUCAUAGUUUUGAUGUCUUCACUGUAAGUCGCUCUGGAUAAGAGCGUCUGCUAAAUGACUAAAAUAUAAUAUAAAUAUGCUAUUAUUCUACAAUGUAGAAAAUAGUAAAAAAUAAAGAAAAACCCUUGAAUGAGUAGGUGUGUCAACUUUUGACUGGUACUGUACUUUAGUCACACGUGAUAUUUUGACACCACUAGCCCAAUUUUUACGAAACUUAGGUGAGUGAUGUGUCUUGCCAUAGAGAUCCGGCAUUUACAAACUUCUAACAAACAUAUCUCCUGUCCCGUUUGAACUUGAAUUUUUUUCACUAAUUGGCCCAAGGGCUGCAUUAUGCAUGGGGGACGACAUGUUUGUUUUUUGCUUGUGGAUACUUGCACAGCAAGUUGAACUGGAGUCACAUCUGUAGAUCUUUUGGUCUUUUUUGUAAACUGUUGCAACCUGAAAAUUGUACUGUACUUUGAAAAAAAAAAAAUAUAUAUAUAUAUAUAUAUGAGUCAUACUUUGAGCUAGAUUCCUUGUUUCAUUUUCAGUGGGCCUCAGAGUUCAGGUUUAGAUAAUUUAAUUGAAUGACCAACCUCUGACUGCAUUGAUGCACUUCCACUCCACUGUUUAACUGGGUUGUGUGUGUCUCAGGGCUCCUACUUGCUGGCUGCAUCCAAUGACUUUGCCAGUAGGAUCUGGACUGUGGAUGACUACAGACUGAGGGUAAGUGUGCCACAGAAGGGCCCUUCUAUACAUCCAGAAGAAAACAAACCGAAUUUGCUUGUUUUUAUUGCUGUAGCAUGCAAGUGAAUGUUGUAGGGCUGACCCCAUUUAGUCGACUGGUCGAUUGUUUGGUCGAUAGGCUGUUGGUCGACCCAAGUUAUUUUUAUUUUUUUUUAACAGUCGCAAAUAGAUGAAGAAAAAACAAUUACAUGAGACACCUGUCUGAUUUUGCUCCUGUCUCAGUGGACUAAUCCAUUGACUAAGCCGAGGGAAUGCCACGGUCCAAGAAGAAUGGGAGUGUGGCUAAGAUGCACAAGGCACGUCUCUCUCCAGAAUGCGAUCUCUCCCGCCAUUUUGUGCACUUUCAUUGUUUCAUAACUUCAUUGUGUGACUUGUUUGCCCUUUGAUUGUUAGUCUAUCAAUUCCCCAUUACAUAUAUCACCAGUAGUAGCCUACAUUUACCAUUGCAGACAGGCCAUGCGUAGCCUUUGUGAUUUAUAAGAUAUUUAUUUUUAUCAGGAUAUUUUCUACCUGCAGGCUGCAAUGUUUUUUUUGUGUUUGCUUUAUGUAGGCUAUUUUUACAUAGUUGGCAAUGACAAAGUUAAUUUUAGAUUUGUAUCAUUUUCAUUUAGAUUAACCAAAUGACAAUGAUCUUGAGAUACAAAGACUUAUUACUAAUGAAAUGAAACUGUUCCAUAAAUGUGAAUAUGAAAAUCAUAACUGGCACGCAGGUAGGUAGAAAUGGUAAGAUACAUUGGCACUCCAAAUGGGAAAGGUUGCCGACCUCUGGUGUUGCCUAUUGCCGGCAACUUCAGAGGUGUAAUGGCAGAAUCUGCGAAGGGGGGUCGGGAACAGAUUUUUUUUCUUGUGGUUAGGCUAUCUUCAUCUCUGGCUCCCUCUUGAGUCAUUUGUGUCGUACUUAUUUAAUCAAGCAUCGUGCUUAAAGCAUCAGACAAGCUCAAUACAUACAGUGCAUUCAGAAAGUAUUUAGACCCCUUCACUUUUUCCACAUUUUGUUAAGUUACAGCCUUAAUCUAAAAUGAAUUAAAUUAAAUGUUUUCCUCAUCAAUCUACACACAAUACCCCAUAAUGACAAAACGAAAAUGUUUGCACAUUUAUUAAAAAUUAAAAACAAACCUUAUUUACAUAAGUAUUCAGACCCUUUGCUAUGAGACUCGAAAUUGAGCUCAGGUGCAUCCUGUUCCCAUUGAUCAUCCUUGAUGUUUCUACAACUUGAUUGGAGUCCAACUGUGGUAUAUUCAAUUGAUUGGACAUGAUUUAGAAAGGCACACACCUGUCUAUAUAAGGUCCCACAGUUGACAGUGCAUGUCAGAGCAAAACCAAGCCAUCAGGUCGAAGGAAUUGUCUGUAGAGCUCCGAGACAGGAUUGCGUCGAGGCACAGAUCUGGGGAAGGGUACCAAACAAUGUCUGCAGCAUUGAAGGUCCCCAAGAACACCGUGGCCUCCAUCAUUCUUAAAUGGAAGAAGUUUGGAAACACCAAGACUCUUCCUAGAGCUGGCCACCCGGCCAAACUGAGCAAUCGGGUGAGGAGGGCCUUGGUCAGGGAGGUGACCAAGAACCUGAUGGUCACUCUGACAGAGCUCUAGAGUUCCUCUGGUGAUGGGAGAACCUUCCAGAAGGACAACCAUCUCUGCAGCACUCCACCAAUCAGGCCUUUAUGGUAGGGUGGCCAGACUGAAUCCACUCCUCAGUAAAAGCCACAUGACAGCCCUCUUGGAGUUUGCCAAAAGGCACCUAAAGGACUCUCAGACCAUGAGAAACAAGAUUCUCUGAUCUGAUGAAACCAAGAUUUAAGUCUUUGGCCUGAAUACCAAGCGUCACGUUUGGAGGAAACUAGGCACCGCUCAUCACCUGGCCAAUAUCAUCCCUACGGUGAAGCAUGGACGUGGCAGCAUCAUGCUUUGGGGAUGUUUUUCAGCGUCAGGGACUGGGAGAGUAGUCAGGAUCGAGGGAAAGAUGAACGGAGUAAAGUACAGAGAUCCUUUGAUGAAAACCUGCUCCAGAGCGCUAAGGACCUCAGACGGGGGCGACGGUUCACCUUCCAACAGGACAGCGACCCUAAGCACACAGCCAAGACAACGCAGGAGUGGCUUAGGGACAAGUUUCUGAAUGUCCUUGAGUGGCCCAGCCAGAACCCGAUCGAACAUCUCUGGAGAGACCUGAAAAUAGCUGUGCAGCGACAUUCCCAUCCAACCUGACAGAGCUUGAGAGGAUCUGCAGAGGAGAAUGGGAGAAAUUCCCCAAGUGUGAAAAGCUUGUAGCGUCAUACCCAAGAAGACUCGAGGCUGUAAUCUCUGCCAAAGGUGCUUCAACAAAGUACUGAGUAAAGGGUCUGAAUACUUAUGUAAAUGUUAUAUUUCAGUUAAUUUUUUAUACAUUUGCAAACAAUAUAUAAACCUGUUUUUGCUUUCUCAUUAUGGGGUAUUGUGUGUAGAUUGAAAAACAAUUGAAUCAAUUUUAGAAUAAGGCUGUAACGUAACAAAAUAUGGAAAAAGUCAAGGGGUCUGAAUACCUUUCGAAUGCACUGUAUAUAAGAACAUACGCCCCUUUCGGAGCCUAAAAUAACACUCUUCAAGGCUGUGUUUGUGAGAUACUGCAAAAGUUCUAUGCUGAUGGUCAAUGAUGUGAUAAUGUAAGAGGCCUGAUGCCCAGUUCCACUCACUGCUAUCCAUCGGCUCCUAACAGCCCCUGCUCUAUUCUCAGCAUGCUCUAGUUGUGCAUCGUUGGAUACAGAGGCUGCUGACACCGAGGAUGAUGUCACAUCCUGUGUCUUUAAGAGACCAAUGGCGUCACUGUGAUGACAGACAUCCAACAGAACCAAUCCAUAAGGAGUAUCAGGCUGUAGUACGGGGCUGGGCCGCUGAUCUCAACUUUCAAACUGAGACCGUACCUGUGUUCUCAAACACAAAGGGCCAUGAGUUUUCCUUCACCUUAAUGUGGCUGGGUGAAAAUCUCCAGGCCUAGUUAGUUAUACGCUCCAACUACGGCCCAGAGAUUGUGCUGGACAGGGUUGUGUUCACUAGGCACGAAAUGGAAGAAAACGCUUUGAAACAGUGAAACGGUGCGGUACUAUCUGAACUUGGCCAAUAAGAAACUCUCGUUUUCAUUCGUUUCCCCCCAGCACACGCUGACAGGCCACAGCGGGAAGGUGCUGGCGGCUCGCUUUCUCCUGGACAACGCUCGUAUCGUCUCCGGGAGCUACGACAGGACUCUGAAACUGUGGGACCUGCGCAGCAAAGUCUGUAAGAGUUUACUUUUUUAUUUUACCCAUUAGUGUUAGCAUUUCGUUUACGUUCCUCCUUGUCUCUGGUUUCCCCUUUUUUAAGGGAUUUUGGUUUUUUUCAGCCACACUAAAUGGCUUUUAAGAUUUUAACGCAGAUUCACUGUAUGGUCUACUCGUUAGGAUUAGUUUUUCUUGUGGACGGAGCCCUGGGUCAGUUCUGAAUCCCCAGUCUGUUUCUUCCUCUCAGGCAUGAAGACUGUGUUUGCUGGGUCCAGCUGUAAUGACAUAGUCUGCACAGAGCAGUGUGUCAUGAGCGGCCAUUUUGAUAAGAAAGUGCGGUUCUGGGACAUCAGGUGAGUGUGGAGGGAUAGUCCAUAAUAGAUGGGUUAUUGACGUCCAACUAACUAUCCACUAACCUUAAAGGGGCAAUCGGCAGGUGAAAGAAUAACAAAGCGAUUUCCCAGCCCCUUGUUCGGUAAAAAGCUGCGGGAUAGGCCUGGAGAAAUAGGACUGACCAUCCAUGAUAUCAAAAUUAGUUUUAACCAUGUUUUGAGGCUAUAUAGUGGUUGUUUACAUUUACUUUGUUUACAAACAUUUGAGUAAAACAAGUUUAUUUUGGGUUCUGAUGGGGUACGACAUUUGAAAUAAGUUCAUGAGACAUUUAUAAGUUAUAUUCUUCAAGAAUCAAUGGGUACACAUCAUUAAUUUUUAAGUCAGAAAAUGAUGACGCAACUGCAGAUUGCCCCUUUAACCUUACCAAAACGGUAAACUUAACCAUAUCCCUAGUAAUGCUUAACGUAUGCUUCCCAUUUCUUUUUCAAAAUCUGCCAUGAAAUUAGCAGCAGCAGUAUAGAAACGUUGCUAGGCAAAUGCAUUCUUCUCUCCUAGAUGCAGAAUUAAAGGGGAAUUACACUCAAAUGUAAAGUUUAGUUUUUUGCCCAGACCUCAAAUGGUCAUCUGUGAUUUAAGCAUUGACAUGGACUCGGAACAUCCCAUUUCGUUGUUUAUCUAUAAAUAAUUGUAAUUUUGAGUGGAAAAAUACAAAAUGAUCAAAAACCAGGAAAAAAUAAAAUGGAGAAAACAACAGAAUUCAGGAAAGAUGUAACAGAAUUUGGGGGAAAUAUACAUAUUUUACAGGACCCCCUUAAGGCUAUGAUGCAAUAUCGCUGAGCAACGGCGAGGGGUAUGAGACACUGGAGCAAUAAUGACCAACAUGGACAUGAAAAAUAGAUUUCAUAUGAAGCACAAUUUCAAACAUUAUUUAUUUACUCAUUUAUUCCCCAUUUUAUUUAUAGCUUGUUAUUGCGAGUUGACUGCCACAGCUGUACUGGGAUUCAUCAGCAAACAAGCAAUAAAGAAGUGUUGCCCCUGCUCUGUCCAUCCACUGCUAGUCAACUCAAUGGCAAUGCAGACACAGAUAGCUACUAUAGAUUUUAGAUGUGAAUGGUACUAAUCUAGCUAGCCAGCUAGUUAAACAUACAAAAAAACAAUCUAAAACGGAAAAAUAAAUGUAAAUGGCUAUAGCUAGCUAACAAUCUGUGGUUGGCUAGCUAGCUAAUUUAGCCAGUUUGUCGCCCUGACUUAGCAUAAGUCGCUUAGCCUGCGCCCUACCAUGGAUAUUUUCGUCAGUUAAACAUGACAAACUUAAAAGCAGCUCAUGCUAGAAAAUGGGGGAAAAGUAUAUCUCAUGCUGCUAUAGGUGAAUAUCCAAAUAAUGGGAAUGUGUGGAGGUGGAGAACCCAGCUGGGGAAUAUCAUUCAUACAUACAUACAUGCCUACAUACCCAGCGUAUUUGUGUCGUGAGCAAUGGCUUUAUGGGUUCUUUGCCUAAGGGGUCGUUUUCUUGUCAUGACACUGGCUUUUUGUCCUGGGGUGUAUUCACUAGGAACCAAGCGGACGCAAACAUGCCUAAACUGGGAGGGACCUACAUGUAUGUGUCCAAUUAACUCAUUUUGCUACGGUGUGCUGUAAUGAAUACCCCCUCUCGUAACGCUGUUACCAUUUCUUAGCUAGCGCCGUCUGCGCAUUCAUUUGGUUGUUCCUUUUUUUAGAGCGGAGAGUAUAGUCCGCGAGCUGGAGCUCCUGGGCCGAGUCACGUCUCUUGACCUGAACCACGACCGCACCGAGCUGCUCACCUGCUCCCGGGACGACCUGGUUAAGAUCAUCGACCUGCGCAGCAACGCGGUCCGCCAGACCUUCAGGUAUGGGGACAUGUCACUGCUCUAGGACUGUCGGUUUCUUUAUAGUAUAUUUGUAGUUAUGGAGUGCCUCACCCAUAGUGUCAAUUAAGAUAAUCUGAGGCGAUUUGCAUUGGUGGUCAGAGAUUCUCUGUAUUCUUAUUGGUGAAUAGAUGCUGUAUGUAGGCAAUGGAAUAGUCCUAAUAGUGCAAACCCUGCAUGUCUGGCACUCCAGGCGCAAUCGUUUCCUUUGAAUCCUAUUGCAAAGGAAACCAAAUACUAUUUGAACCCAGGUCUGAUGUGGAUUAGUGGUGUUGGAGGUUUAUGUCAACAGUGUUUUCUCAUCUCUCCUCCCAGUGCUCAGGGCUUCAAGUGUGGCGCUGACUGGACCCGAGUCACCUUCAGGUGAGUGGACACCUUUUAUGCCAGGGCUGUGUCCUAUAUGGCACCCUAUUCCCUACAUAGUGCACUACUUUUGACCAGAGCCCAUUGGGCCUGGUCAAAAGUAGUUCACUAUAUAGGGAAUAGGGUGCCAUUUGGGACACAUCCCAAUCAUUGGUUUAUAGUUUUACUAACAUCGGUCGUGGUCAAAUUCCCUACCAUUCUCCAUGUAAGUGUGCACAUGCUCACCUCUCCAACCACAGUCCCACGACUCUCCACUUGAACCCCUUGUUUUGAACCUCCCAUUCCCUUGUGUACUCCUCAGUCCCGAUGGCAGUUAUGUGGCGGGGGGCUCUGCAGACGGAGCUCUGUAUGUGUGGAACGUCUUGACGGGCAAGUUGGAGCGCACCCUGGACAAGAACCACUGGUCAGUUUGAACUUCCGGAGUAGGAUCAAGACUCCCUUCGACACUGCUUUCUAGUCAGUUUUGCACUUUUGUUUGAAAAACUGUUUCAGGUUCAGGAUUUGAGAGGGUAAGCCAUAGACUUGGAUAGACAGCUCUAGUACCACAAAGGCUGUUUUAACUUGGGCAGCGCCAUUGAGGACUUAUACCAUUUUGACGUAGUGAACUGGGUGGGACUUCCUAUGCAGUGUUUCCCCUAGAAUUCUAUCAUCAAUGGCAAGGGUCGGGUAAGGAUUCGUGGAGGAGGAUCCCAGGGGCAUGCCCCACAUGGAUAACGUUUUUUGUAUAAGGACUGUGAGAAAGUCAGGUCUGGUGAGUUUUUAAUAGGACAUUCCACUCCAAAAUGAAUGAAAAUAAAAUUAUGCCGACACCAUCGUAAAUGUAAUGAAAUAGGCUGAAACAUGGGGUUACCCAUAUGCAUACCCCAUUGGGCUAAUCAUUAGCUAGAUCCCAAACUCUAAACACGAUCAAUGCAUUUAAUGUCCCCACAAAAAAACAUAACAUUAACACAGUGAAUAAUAUGGUCUCACCUAUGCACACAGUGAAUUGCAGAGGCUAAAUGCACCAAAACCGGGCUGCGUCUCAACCGGCCGUGAUCGGGAGUCCAAUAGGGCGGCGCACAAUUGGCCCAGCGUCGUCCGGGUUAAGGGAGGCCGGGGUAGGCCGUCAUUGUAAAUAAGAAUUUGUUCUUAUCUGACUUGCGUUGUUUAAUAAAGGUUAAAUAUAUAUAUAUAUAUAAACACACACACACAGUUGAAGUCGGAGGUUUUACAUACACCUUAGCCAAAUACAUUUAAACUCAGUUUCACAAUUCCUGACAUUUAAUCCUAGUAAAUAUUCCCUGUCUUAGGUCAGUUAGGAUCACCACUUUAUUUUAAGAAUGUCAAAUGUCCGAAUAAUAGUAGAGAAUUAUUUCUUUCAGCUUUUAUUUCUUUCAUCACAUUAACAGUGGGUCAGAAGUUUACAUACACUCAAUUAGUGUUUGGUAGCAUUGCCUUUAAAUUGUUUAACUUGGGUCAAACGUUUCGGGUAGCCUUCCAAAAGCUUACCACAAUAAAUUGGGUGAAUUUUGGCCCAUUCCUCCUGACAGAGCUGGUGUAACUGAGUCAGGUUUGUAGGCCUCCUUGCUCGCACACGCUUUUUCAGUUCUGCCCACAAAUGUUCUAUAGGAUUGAGGUCAGGGCUUUGUGAUGGCCACUCCAAUACCUUGACUUUGUUGUCCUUAAGCCAUUUUGCCACAACUUUGUAAGUAUGCUUGGGGUCAUUGUCCAUUUGGAAGACCCAUUUGCGACCAAGCUUUAACUUCCUGACUGAUGUCUUGAGAUGUUGCUUCAAUAUAUCCACAUAAUUUUCCUUCCUCAUGAUGCCAUCUAUUUUGUGAAGUGCACCAGUCCCUCCUGCAGCAAAGCACCCCCACAGCAUGAUGCUGCCACCCCCAUGCUUCACGGUUGGGUUGGUGUUCUUCAGCUUGCAGGCCUUCCCCUUUUUCCUCCAAACAUAACGAUGGUCAUUAUGGCCAAACAGUUCCUAUUUUUGUUUCAUCAGACCAGAGGACAUUUCUCCAAAAAGUAAGAUCUUUGUCCCCAUGUGCAGUUGCAAACCGUAGUCUGGCUUUUUUAUGGCGGUUUUGGAGCAGUGGCUUCUUCCUUGCUGAGCGGCCUUUCAGGUUAUGUUGAUAUAGGACUCGUUUUACGGUGGGUAUAGAUACUUUUUUACCUGUUUCCUCCAGCAUCUUCACAAGGUCCUUUGCUGUUGUUCUGGGAUUGAUUUGCACUUUUCGCACCAAAGUACGUUAAUCUCUAGGAGACAGAAUGUGUCUCCUUCCUGAGCGGUAUGACGGCUGUGUGGUCCCAUGGUGUUUAUACUUGCGUACUAUUGUUUGUACAGAUGAACGUGGUACCUUCAGGCGUUUGGAAAUUGCUCCCAAUGAUCAUCCAGACUUGUGGAGGUCUACAAUUUUUUUUCUGAGGUCUUGGCUGAUUUUCUUUUUGAUUUUCCCAUGAUGUCAGGCAAAGAGGCACUGAGUUUGAAGGUAGGUCUUGAAAUACAUCAACAGGUACACCUCCAAUUGACUAAAAUGAUGUCAAUUAGCCUAUCAGAAGCUUCUAAAGCCAUGACAUCAUUUUCUGGAAUUUUCCAAGCGGUUUAAAGGCCCAGUCAACUAAGUGUAUGUAAACGUCUGACCCACUGGAAUUGUGAUACAGUGAAUUAUAAGUGAAAUAAUCUGUCUGUAAACAAUUGUUGGAAAAAUUACUUGUCAUGCACAAAGUAGAUAUCUUAACUGACUUGCCAAAACUAUAGUUUGUUAACAAGAAAUUUGUGGAGUGGUUGAAAAACGAGUUUUAAUGGCUCCAACCUAAGUGUAUGUAAACUUACGACUUCAACUGUAUACAGUGCAGAUCGCUCAUUAUUAGGAGUUGAGAAAUACAAGUAGUAGCCAUGGAAAGCUGCUUUCAAAAGUUUUUCCUGCAAUUGCAUUAAGAAAUGUGCAUUGACUGCUUGUGCAUCAGAAUGCAUGUUUCUCUCCUUGUGUCACUCGCAACUUGAAUGCACCUCGAGAGGAAUAUUUAUUUAUCGCAUAGAACACACACAACGACAAGCUGACAAGGUAAAUAGCUAGGUAAACUAUUCUACUAUGGGGUUGUCUGUUGCUGUUCAUUACUCCUCUUGUUGGCAGAGGAAUAGUACAUGUUGACAGUUCUAGCAUCUUCAAAGUUUUCCUCUUUAAAAAUAUUAUUUAGUUGGUGUGUGCUAAAUGAAAACAGGGCGAACACUGCUAUGGGUUAAGGAAAGAUCACAGAAUUCCAUCCAGGUCAGCAGGAGGUAUCAGCCAUUAUAAACUUGGUGGGUCGAGCCCUGAAUGCUGAUUGGCUGAAAGCCGCGGUAUAUCAGACUGUAUACCACGAGUGUGACAAAACAUGUAUUAUUACUGCUUUAAUUACGUUGGUAACCAGUUUAUAAUAGCAAUAAGUCACCUCAGGGGUUUGUGAUAUAUGGCUAAUAUACCACGGCUAAGGUCUGUAUCCAGGCACUCCACGUUGCGUCGUGCUUAAGAACAGCCCUUAGCCGUGGUAUAUUGGCCAUAUACCACACACCCUCGGGCCUUAUUGCAAAUCUAUAAAAAAUAUACAAAUGACAUUUACAUAAGUAUUUAGACCCUUUACUCAGUACUUUGUUGAAGCACCUUUGGUAGUGAGACCUUGUAGCGUCAUACCUCAAGUCUUCUUGGGUAUGACGCUACAAGCUUGGCACACAUGUAUUUGGGGAGUUUCUCCCAUUCUUUUCUGCAGAUCCUCUCAAGCUCUGUCAGGUUAAAUGGGGGAGCGUCGCUGCACAACUAUUUUCAGGUCUCUCCAGAGAUGUUAGAUCGGGUUCAAGUCCGGGCUCUGGCUGGGCCACUCAAGGACAUUCAGAGACUUGUCCCGAAGCCACUCCUGCGUUGUCUUGGCUGUAUGCUUAGGUUAGUUGUCCUGUUGGAAGGUGAACCUUCGCCCCAGUCUGAGGUCCUUAGCGCUCUGGAGCAGGUUUUCAUCAAGGAUCUCUCUGUACUUUGCUCCGUUCAGCUUUCCCUCGAUCCUGACUAGUCUCCCAGUCCCUGCUGCUGAAAAUCAUCUCCACAGCAUGAUGCUGUCACCACCAUGCUUCACCGUAGGGAUGGUGCCAGGUUUUCUCCAGAUGUGACGCUUGGCAUUCAGGCCAAAGUGUUCAAUCUUGUUUCUCAUGGUCUGAGAGUGCUUUAGGUGCCUUUUGGCAAACUCCAAGCGGGCUGUCGUGCCUUUUUACUGAGGAGUGGCUUCCAUCUGGCCACUCUACCAUAAAGGCCUGAUUGGUGGGGUGCUGCAGAGAUGGUUGUCCUUCUGGAAGGUUCUCCCAUCUCCACAGAGGCACUCUGGAGCUCUGUCAGUGACCAUCGGGUUCUGGGUCACCUCCCUGACCAAGGCCGUUCUCCCCCGAUUGCUGUUUGGCCGGGCGGCCAGCUCUAGGAAGAGUCUUGGUGUUUCCAAACUUCUUCCAUUUAAGAAUGAUGGAGGCCAUUGUGUUCUUGGACUUUCAAUGCUGCAGAAAUGUUUUGGUACCCUUCCCCAGAUAUGUGCCUCGACACAAUCCUUUGUCGGAGCUCUACGGACAAUUCCUACGACCUCAUGGCUUGGUUUUUGCUCUGACAUGCACUGUCAACUGUGGGACCUUUAUAUAGGCAGGUGUGUGCCUUUCCAAAUCAUGUCCAAUCAAUUGAAUUUACCACAGGUGGACUCCAAUGAAGUUGUAGAAACAUCUCAAGGAUGAUCAAUGGAAACAGGAUGCACCUGAGCUCAAUUUAGAUUAUCAUAGCAAAGGGUCUGAAUACUUAUGUAAAUAAGAUAUUUCCGGGUUGUUUUUUACAUUUGCAAAAAUGUUUAAAAACCUGUUUUCACUUUGUCAUUAUGGGGUAUUGUGUGUAGAUUGAUGAGGAAAUUUGUAUUUAAUCAAUUUUAGAAUAAGUCUGUAACGUAACAAAAUGUGGAAAAUGUCAAGGGGUCUGAGUACUUUCCGAAUGCACUGUACUCGUGAGCAAACAAUCUAUAACUGCAGAUGGCAUUUAAAUAACCAACCUUGUGUUUUGCCUGUUCAGACAACACGCUCCAGGUGGCAGUGUGCACCCUUUGUUUGUUGUCCGACUCAUAGUAGAAGACUAAAUGUACUUUAAAAUGAAGAAAGCCCUCAAUGGCGCUGCCCAUGCUGUCACAGAAGCCAUUAUGGCGCAGAUGCAAGUAAAGGCAGUUUUUCCAUAUCUUUGGGGUAAGGGGUAACAUUUACAUUUACAUUUACAUUUUAGUCAUUUAGCAGACGCUCUUAUCCAGAGCGACUUACAGGAGCAAUUAGGGUUAAGUGCCUUGCUCAAGGGCACAUUAACGUCAUUUAGCAGACGCUCUUAGCCAGAGCGACUCGCAAAUUGGUGCGUUCACCCUAUAGCCAGUAGGAUAACCACUUUACAAUUUGGGGGGGGGGGUUAGAAGGAACACUUUAUCCUAUCCCAGGUAUUCCUUAAAGAGGUAACCUUAACUUCUACCUGAAACUCCUGUUCUGCCAUCCUGCUCAGUUCUGACGUUCUGUUUUCUCUUCUCUUAGCUCGCCCAUCAACUCGGUGUCCUGGUCGCCAUCGGGAGCCUACGUGGUCAGUGUGGGGAAGGGCAGCAAGGCCGUGCUCUGGUCUGAUAUGUGAUUGGCCAUGCUCUGCUCUGACCCUCUGCCAUUGGGUGACUGGCUGUCUGUCUGGACUGUUCAAUUGAGGCACAGACUGGACAGGGGGUUCCCUAGCCCCACCCUCUAAUGUCCAACCCCCCCAUCACUUUGCCUGACUGGCAUUGGACCAUUCUGUGCUCCGACGCGUUGGGGGGGGGGGGGGUUUCUUGCCUAUAGGAAGGAGGUCAUCCGGUGUCAGCAGAGCGUUAGUUGGUGUCCAGUUGAAAGUGU
Coregonus sp. 'balchen' is the source of this 37488-nucleotide messenger RNA. NCBI's taxonomy places the organism in Eukaryota, Metazoa, Chordata, Actinopteri, Salmoniformes, Salmonidae. The record is from the annotation of a GenBank genome assembly.